UUUUCAAGUAGAACCCGGGUUCUUAUCAUUUUCCGCGGCAGAAGGGAACAGUGAUGGCGUGGUUGACUUUGGUCACCACGGAAAUAGUGUUACUAAUCGGAAUACUACAAGGAAAUCACGCAGCCGAUUUCUACGCUGGCAAUGGCGUCAAUGCGGCAUAUCGACAAUUGGCUGCAGUAACGGGACAAGCAGCGGCGACAGGGAUGCCGAAUCCGGGCUUCGGGGCAGGGAACCGGAGAUACGCUGGAGCUGGCAUUGGUGUCAAAAAUCCAGGCUUUCGACGCUAUGCCAAAGACGACUUGCAAGCUUCGGCUUCGUCGUCAUUCGGAUCAUUCGGAUACUCAAAUUCGCCAGCUCUAAGAGCAUUGGCACUCCUGGCAUUUCUCUUCUUCCUCCAGCAAAUUCAGACAUUGCUGACCACAACAGGCAGAAGAAAAAGGAGUUUAGAUCAUCUAAUGCUCGAUGAAGAGCUAUUGACAGCCAACCUGGAUUUGUCGACUUGGGCACGCGACACAGCAAAGGCUGCUGUGCCACUUGCCAUUGCAUACUUUGUCGAUCCCAGGGUGGGACGCAAUGAGACUUGCAUUCAGCGAACUGUUUGUCAAGUGACCUCCAGCUUGAACCGCCACUCGAAUGCAGCCGCAAAACUCACCUCGGCUCUACUCAAUCGAGCAACGGACGAGUUCAUGUCCCGCAACAAGGAAGAGAUGGAAGCCAAUGAAAACGCAGUGGCCACAGGAAAGAAGUCGGGCGAUUGUAGCAUUAUAGCACGCCCAUGUUCAGAUCACGAAUUCUCCGAAAUAACUCGGGUCAGUGAUCGGCUCAUAAACAUUAUCGAGAAAAAACUCCCCCUACUGAUCCGGUGAAUCAACACGCGGUUCUUUCUUGUUUGAUGAAUGUGCUUUUAAUUUGAUCCGACGCGACAGGAAAUUACAAUCAGACACACGACGGAAAUAUAAACGCAGAUGUCGACGAUCUCGAAAUAGAACAA
This is a messenger RNA of Notodromas monacha, 991 nucleotides long. NCBI's taxonomy places the organism in Eukaryota, Metazoa, Arthropoda, Ostracoda, Podocopida, Cyprididae. The record is from the annotation of a GenBank genome assembly.